Molecule: messenger RNA, 801 nt
Organism: Gastrolobium bilobum
Lineage: Eukaryota; Viridiplantae; Streptophyta; Magnoliopsida; Fabales; Fabaceae
Product: dirigent protein 16-like
Exons: 1
Coding region: 34-801 (255 amino acids)
Source: RefSeq, a predicted model, not a curated record
UCUUCAUCCUAAACACAAACACUGGGAAACAAGAUGUCUCUAGUAUCAUCAUUAGCUACAGUUUUCAUGCCAAUGUUGCUUGCAUUUGCAAUUAUUGCAAUGCCAAUGAGCAUAGCAGCAGUUAACCCUGUUGAAGCAACUGGGAAAGAACCUAUUAUUGAGUUGUACAUGCAUGACAUUCUUGGGGGUAGUAACCCAACAGCUAGACCAGCUACUGGCUUGUUAGGUAACAUAUACAGUGGUCAAGUGCCUUUUGCAACCCCAGUAGGAUUCAAGACACCACAAGGUGGAAUUCCCAUCCCAAAUGCCAAUGGUGCUAUUCCCACUGUCAAUGGAGUUUUUGGUAUUCCACUAGGAACUGGCUUGGCUGGUACAACCUUUGCAGGAAACUCAAACAAAAACAACCAAAAUAAUGCACAGCUGCAAGUAGGACCUGAUGGAUUGGGACUAGGCUUUGGUACAAUCACUGUAAUAGAUGAUAUACUAACUUCUCAACCUGAGUUGGGGUCACAAAUAAUUGGGAAAGCUCAAGGAGUGUAUGUGGCAAGUUCAGCAGAUGGGACUAGACAGAUGAUGGCAUUCACAGCCCUGUUUGAAGGAGGGGAAUAUGGAGAUAGCUUGAACUUUUAUGGCCUGUACAAGAUUGGAAGCACCAUGUCACAAUUAUCUGUGAUAGGGGGUACAGGGAAGUUUAAGAAUGCAAAAGGGUUUGCAGAACUGAGAGGUCUUAUCCCACCAGGGCAAAUUUCCACUGAUGGUGCUGAGACAUUGCUGAGGAUCACUGUCCAUCUGAACUACUAA